CGAACAACUAGAGUUUUCUUCACCUCGGCAGUAAAUUUACACGGCUAAACUUUUUCGAUACGUUUCGGCUAUUUUUUUUGUUGAUUUAGUGAUCCUGUUCCCAGUUUUCCCCGUCAUCAUGCAGAAACUCAUAGUUAUCGUCCUGCUGGCUACCUUAGCCGUUGCCUCUGCUCAGCUCAUGGGCGGAUUGGGUGGAAUGGGCGGAUUUGGCGGGGGCCUAGGUGGAUUCGGCGGUAUGGGCGGCAUUGGUGGUCUGGGUGGAAUCGGUGGACUGGGCGGUAUGGGCUACGGCGGACUGGGUGGAGGUUUAGGCGGUAUGGGCGGAUUCCCCGGCAUGGGUGCGAUGGGCGGUCUCGGCGGCGGUUUAGGCGGACUCCCGAUGGCGGGCGGCAUCGGUGGACUCCAAGGCGGCAGUGGAUGGGGCGCUGCAGCUCCCAUGGUAGCCGCGGCUCCCGUGCAGACCGCCACCGGGUGGGGACGCAAGUAGUUGACUUUGAUUUCUGCUUGUUGUUCUUGUUCUUGCUAACACUUGUUGUACCGGUACUAACGGAGUUGCGAUGAUGACCGUCCGAGAUAAUUAGCAUUUGCUCAGUGAUUUUAUUAGAAGCUAUG
This is a messenger RNA of Paramacrobiotus metropolitanus, 612 nucleotides long. RefSeq names its product acanthoscurrin-1-like. The record is from RefSeq and is a predicted model, not a curated record. Bases 119 to 487 code for a protein of 122 amino acids. The transcript is spliced from 2 exons. Lineage: Eukaryota; Metazoa; Tardigrada; Eutardigrada; Parachela; Macrobiotidae.